Molecule: messenger RNA, 2406 nt
Organism: Trichoderma breve
Lineage: Eukaryota; Fungi; Ascomycota; Sordariomycetes; Hypocreales; Hypocreaceae
Product: fungal specific transcription factor domain-containing protein
Exons: 4
Coding region: 1-2406 (801 amino acids)
Biological process (GO): regulation of transcription by RNA polymerase II; DNA-templated transcription
Cellular component (GO): chromatin
Molecular function (GO): zinc ion binding; DNA-binding transcription factor activity, RNA polymerase II-specific; RNA polymerase II cis-regulatory region sequence-specific DNA binding
Source: RefSeq, a predicted model, not a curated record
AUGGAAGCCCCAGUUGCCACACGGUCACAGAAAUCUUCGACCCGAAGUAAACAGGGACGUUCCAGACCGCCUUUAUGUCCAUAUUGUCAGCGGUCCUUCUCACGUCUCGAGCACUUGCAGCGACACAUCAGAAGCCAUACUAAUGAUAAGCCAUUUUCGUGUGAAAUAUGCUCAAGAUCCUUUGGUAGAAAUGAUUUGGUGAUUCGUCAUAAGAGACUUGUGCACGCAACACAGUCUCAUCAAGAACGGGAGCAGUAUGAGACUGGAGGCCACCCGAGACAUAUUUCAUCAGAAAGUGUCCUGAUCCCAGAUGGGAAUACAAGAACUUCUGCCAGUAACCAGCCUCUGGCCCCUUGGACAAAUGGAACCUACGCGACGCCCAACAGCGCGCUAGAAGAAACUCUGAAUGAGCCCGCAUCUCUCCCAUUGAUGAUCCAAGGGGGGGAUCCAAUGCAAGACUUUGCCACUUUCUUGGAAAGUAUUGGGCUAUCUGAACAAUGGGAAUCUGAAGGGCUUCCAUCCAUUGAGCAAUGGAUUUUCCCAACCGAUUCUGCGGUCGCUCCCCAAGCCGGGCUAAAGGAUGCAGUGGCGAACGAGUUCGAUUCAGAAGACCACUCUCUGCAAAGCCAUGCUGCCGAGGAAGCGCUAUUCUCCAACUUUGGGUCUCGCUUACCUUCUCUGCAGCCUGACGGAAGUGAGGCCGAAAACCGGCUUCAGAGUUCAGCGGACACAAUCAGACUUCACUCAAUACACAACAUAAGCGAGUCGCAGUAUCGUUCUUUUUUGAACACCAUUGACGGCUUUCACCGAGUUCUACCCAAGGGGUUCACACCUCCGUCUAAAUAUGCCUUGUCUCGAUUCCUUCAUGGUUUCAUUGAUGGUUUGAAUGAACAUCUUCCGUUCAUACACUCUCCGACGUUACACAUAGAAAGCUGUAACCCGGCUCUUGUUCUGGCGAUUGCUGCCUGUGGCUCGCAAUAUCGUUUCGAAACUAGUCAAGGGGUGCAUCUGUUUCAUGCAGCACGAGCCAUUGUUUCGGAGACCAUGAAACAAAAAGGCUACGGAAUACAGGCUGGCUAUACAACAAAUUCAGCACAGUGUAACUCUCCUGCACCUACUUUCUUGUCAAACUUUCCAGCUGGCGCUGCCGGUGAGGAUAAUCUUGACGAGACAGUGGAAAUAAUCCAGACUCUUCUGUUGCUUAUUAUUUAUGCAACUUGGGGAAACAACGGGACAAUAGCGCAAGAACUCGGAUUCUUGGAUAAUACUCUCGCGUCCUUGGUUCGCGCGCACGGCCUCGUCGAACCAGCUCAAAGUUUUGACCUGAUGGAUGGUUCAAAUGACGUGAAUUGGCAUACAUGGGUCAGCAGGGAGCUCAAUAGGCGCACCAAAUUUAUUGCCUACUGCUUUCUUAACCUUCACUGCCUAAUGUAUAACACGCCUCCAUUGCUCUUAAAUGCUGAUCUUGGGCUUGAUAUGCCUUGCUCUAACGCCCUCUGGUCGGCACAAGAUGCGAAUGAAUGGCGAUUGGCAUACGAGUCAGUGGGGAAGAGACCCAAUGUCCCUUUCCAGAGGUCGUUUGCUUCCCUUUUUAGUAAGGGAGAAGCUUCGGUCACUGACGAGACACCAUCAACUGCUCUUGGGAAUCAUAUUCUCUUACAUGCUUUAUUCCAGCAGCUUUACUUCGCCCGUCAGUUGUGUCUGUUUCCAUUAGAUCAUGAUCAUCAGGCACGCGACAUAACAGGAUUGGACGCAGUCCUUCGCACCUGGAAAUCUCGCUGGAAAGACACCCCAGAGUCGAGUACCGACCCGCGUAAUCCAGCUGGACCAAUCGCAUUCACUUCGGCCGCCCUGCUCGGUCAGAUUUAUGUGCGCAUACAAGUUGAUCUGGGACCCCAUCGCGCUUUGAUGACAAGAGAUCCUUCAACUAUUGCCCAAGCGCUGGUUAAUGCACCGCAGACUAUUGUACGAGGCCCGGGGCUCAUUACCGCACUUCUCCAUGCGGUUCACGCCCUAUCCAUUCCCGUACAGCUCGGUAUUGACUUUGUAGCGAGGACUCAUUCAUUUUAUUGGAGCGUACAACACUGUUUGGCCGCUGUAGAGUAUGCUCAUCUGCUGACAAGGUGGCUCUUGGCUCUUCCAGGACCAACAGAGCCGUCUCAGCAUGAAAGAAUGCUGUUUUUGUGGAUCACACGAUUAUUGGACGAAACUGAACAUGGUAUAAGAGUUCCCAUGGAAAAUCGGUUGAACUUGAUACAGAAUCUUGACACCGGAAGGCAAUUGAGUAUCUCCAUCAUCCGGGUUUGGGCUAGGAUCUUUAAUGGCAAUACAUCGUGGGAAAUCGUCGAUGUCGUCAGUGCGAGCUUGAAAGCAUAUGCUGAUCUGUUGGAACAAAGCUGGAGCUGA